GUGGACUUUGCACUUAUCAGUCAAUUCGAAAACAUAUUGGCCAUAAAUUUAAUGUCAAGAUAUUCGAUCGUGAGACUGGUCCUCAAGGAUACAGCAUUUACAUCAGUAGAAAAGGUGUUAACUCUUUAUUCUAUUGUAGUCCACCUGAAGUUCAAGCUCGCUUUCAUGAAGCCAUGCCUGAUCCAGCUCCUGAAGAAUAUCAUACUGUAUCACUUAUUGACCAUGUUGGAAGACAAUUAAUUUGUCUGCCACAACAAAAAUAUAAGAGCAUCUAUGAAAUAGAGCCUCUUAAACAUGAUUUUGCUGGUGUAGUUACAUAUCGUAAUAGAUUACGUGAUGUUUUAUUGGAAGGUGUGGAUAUCCAAUGGGAUAAAAAAUGUGUUGGAUAUGAAGAAAGCGAUGAUGGUGUUUGGGCUUUGUUUGAUGAUGGAACCAAAGAAUUUGGUGAUUUAUUGAUCGGUGCUGAUGGAAUUAAUUCACCAAAAGUUGCUCUACCAAAAUAUAUGGCAGAAAAAUUACUGGAUUUUUACAAUAAUGCAUUAAUGCAAAGAUCACUUGGUCUAAAUGGUGAUGCAUUUUUUUCAUUUAUGCGUUAUGUACCAGUAGAUCAAUCCGAUGAACCUUACUACAGGCUCGGCAUUGCAUUUCAGUAUCCGACAAUCCUCGACACUGAAGACCCAAAUAGUGAAUUUGUUAAUGAUGAUAAUCCGGAAUCCGUUAUUAAACAUACAAUUUCAAGAAUCAAACAAUUACGUCCACCUU
Molecule: messenger RNA, 762 nt
Organism: Racocetra fulgida
Lineage: Eukaryota; Fungi; Glomeromycota; Glomeromycetes; Diversisporales; Gigasporaceae
Source: the annotation of a GenBank genome assembly